AUGUAUAUUCAAUAUUAUGAAAAUCAAGUUGGUGGUGGGGCACUGAUCCAUCAAGUACAUUUAAAUCAACGUGGUCAAGGGAUAGGAGGGUUUCUUGGUGGUCUCUGUAGAGGAAUAUUACCACUAAUUGGAAGUGCAUUGAAACCAGUUGGGAAAGAAUUAUUAUCAGUUGGAAUGAAUGUUUUGGGUGAUGUCAUCACUCGUCAGAGCAAUUUAAGAGAUUCUCUUGAUAAUCAUUUGACACAAUCUGGUAAUAAAUUAAAAAGAAAAGCUAUGGAUAAACUAGAUACAUUUUUAAGUGGAGGUGGAGUUGGCUAUAAGACCAUUCUUACUACUGUUGAAGAGUCUCAUUGGGUUUAUUACAAUCCAGUCACAACACUCACAGAGGAUUCACCAAUUGAAUUUCAUAUUCCAGCUAAUGGAGAAGAAUAUAUUGACCUGGCACAUACGAUGUUAAAAAUAAGAUGUAAAAUUACAAAAGAAGAUGGAACUGCUGUUGCCGCUGAUGCUGUGGGUGCAACAAAUAAUUUUUUACAUACAAUGAUUAGUCAAUGUGAUGUUUUAUUUAAUCAAAAGUCAGUCUCUGGAUCUAAUUCUUCAUAUCCAUACCGUGCAUAUAUUGAAACAUUAUUAAACUAUGAAUCAGAUGCAUCAAACAGCCAUUUACAAUUGGGACUAUGGUUUCUAGAUACUCCAGGUUUUAUGGAAGCACCAGUAGGAGCUGCUGCUGGAGCACAAAAUAAAGGAUUGCAAGAUCGAUCACUUUUUAUGACUAAUGGCAAUCAAUUUGAGAUGCUUGGGCAUUUACAUGUUGAUGUUUUUAAUCAAAAUAAAUUUUUAUUGAAUGGUGUUGAGAUGAAAAUAACUUUAACACGAUCAAAGAAUGAAUUUUGUUUAAUGGACAACACAGAGGAUGGAAAUUAUAAAGUAAAUAUUUUAGAAGCAACACUCAUCAUACGUCGUGCUAAGCUCAAUCCAAGUGUACUUGUAGCACAUUCAAAAGCAUUGGCCAAAACGACUGCAAAAUAUCCUUUGACUAGAGUAGAAGUAAAGAGUUUUAUUUUAGCUCAGGGUAUAUUAUCAAAUACACUUGACAAUAUUAUACUAGGAAAUUUACCUAAAAGAAUUGUUGUUGGUUUAGUUGAUAAUAGAGCAUUUAAUGUUGGUGGUAAAGCAUUAUCUCCUAGUUUUAGUAAUAAUAUUCAUGAUGCUGAAGCCUAUCAGACAUUAUUUUCUGGAACUGGAAUACAUUUUGCUGAUCAUGGAAUGAAAAUUUCUCGUUCUAGUUUUACGAAGGGCUAUACUUUAUUUGCAUUUGACUUAACACCUGACCUCUCUGCUAAUGAUAGCAUGUACUGGAAUUUAAUAAAAAAUGGAAGUCUCAGAAUUGAGAUAAGAUUCGGUGUUGCACUUGCUCAAACAAUAAAUUGUAUAGUAUAUGCCGAGUUUGAUAAUAUUAUAGAAAUUGAUAGUACACGUCAGGUGUUAUUAGAUUAUAGUAAUUAA
Molecule: messenger RNA, 1506 nt
Organism: Aphidius gifuensis
Lineage: Eukaryota; Metazoa; Arthropoda; Insecta; Hymenoptera; Braconidae
Exons: 4
Coding region: 1-1506 (501 amino acids)
Biological process (GO): deoxyribonucleotide biosynthetic process
Cellular component (GO): cytosol
Molecular function (GO): ribonucleoside-diphosphate reductase activity, thioredoxin disulfide as acceptor
Source: RefSeq, a predicted model, not a curated record